Ctenocephalides felis (cat flea) is the source of this 570-nucleotide messenger RNA. Its product is annotated as DNA helicase MCM8-like. Gene Ontology annotation, cellular component: nucleus; MCM complex. Gene Ontology annotation, molecular function: single-stranded DNA binding; ATP binding; single-stranded DNA helicase activity. Gene Ontology annotation, biological process: DNA replication. The record is from RefSeq and is a predicted model, not a curated record. Lineage: Eukaryota; Metazoa; Arthropoda; Insecta; Siphonaptera; Pulicidae.
UUGUUGGUUAAUUCUUUGUGCCCUCUUAUUUGCGGCCGAGAUGCUAAAGCUGGUCUCAUUCUAGCUUUAAUGGGAGCUACAAAAACAUCAGAGUCAGAUUUUAUAAAUAGAAACGAGUGUCAUGUUUUGAUAGUUGGAGAUCCGGGAUUGGGGAAAAGUCAGAUGUUGAAGGCUUGUGCUGAUGUUGCCCUAGAAGGUGUUUUUGUAUGUGGAAAUACGAGUACUUCUUCUGGUCUCACAGCCAGUGUAUUUCUUCAGGAAAACAGCACAAGUGGUGUGGAAGCUGGUGCUCUGGCACUUGCCGAUGGUGGUGUAUGCUGUAUUGAUGAAUUUGAUAAAAUGACCAAACAGCACUCGGCUUUGCUCGAAGCAAUGGAGCAACAAUGUGUCUCUCUAGCCAAAGCAGGUGUAGUCUGUUCUCUUCCAGCCAGAUGUGCAGUCGUGGCUGCUGCAAAUCCUGAUAAAGGCGUUUACAACAGAUCCAAAACCUUAAAGGAAAAUGUUAAUUUAAGCUGUGCCCUUCUGUCUAGAUUUGAUUUGGUAUUUGUGCUGUUGGAUAUUCCUGAUGAG